CCUGGGAUACCAAGGCUUCAUGGUGGCGGAACCGCAGCCAUGGAUGUGGCCCUGGUAGACUUUGAGAGCCUAGGUGAUCUACACGGCAGCUCUGAGGAUGAAGUGGACACCUACGCUGACGAGACCACGGCUCUCACAGUGGACAUGCCGGAGCACAGCAGCCCGGGCAGCAACGGCCUUCUACGAGCCUCUCAGCGCUCCUCCGCGCACGCCGCCUCCUGCUUUUGGGAAUCCACCUCAUCGAUGCCCGUCCCACAGGCAGGGACGCUGGAAGUACCCCAGUCCCCGAACACGCCAACUCUAAGCAGACAGGGGCACAGUAGCUGCGCCAGUAUGAUCUCCAACUGGAAACUGCUGCUGAACAGCGAGAGCGCUAAGGAGAGCGAGGCCAUCUUCAGCCGCCUUGCAAAGGAGUGCUGCGAGGAUCUGUUUGUAGACAAACAAGGGCUGGACGACGGAGAUCAGAAAGUCAUCGUCAACAUCGCCGGCCUUCGUUUUGAGACGCAGCUCAAAACUCUGGACCAGUUUCCUGAGACGCUGCUAGGUGAUCCUUCAAAGAGGAUGGACUACUUCGACCCGAUGAGGAAUGAGUACUUCUUUGAUCGGAACCGACCGAGCUUCGACGGCAUCUUGUAUUAUUACCAGUCAGGGGGUAAGAUCAGACGUCCCGCUAACGUUCCUUUGGAUGUGUUUGCAGAUGAAAUUGUGUUCUACGAGCUUGGAACUGAGGCCAUGGAGCAGUUCAGGGAAGAUGAAGGAUUCAUAAAGGAUGUUGAAAUCCCUCUACCUACCAAUGAUAUAUACAGGCAAUUCUGGCUGCUGUUUGAGUACCCAGAAAGCUCAAACGCAGCCCGGGGUGUAGCACUGGUGUCCGUUUUUGUUAUUGUCAUAUCUAUCUUUAUUUUCUGCAUGGAAACGCUACCAGAAUUCAGAGAUGAGGCCGACCCAAUUGUUGCCACGGCGUUACGGCACGUGAACCAGUCUGGACUUUACAGCUCCGGGGCUCCGCUCGGUGAAAAGCCCACGACUUUCUCCGAUCCCUUCUUCCUCAUUGAGUCUGCCUGCAUUGCCUGGUUCUUCUUUGAACUGUGUGUGAGGUUUGUGGUCUGUCCCAGCAAAAGGGAAUUUUUCAACAACAUCAUGAACAUCAUCGACAUCAUAUCCAUAAUCCCUUAUUUUUUUACCGUGAUUACGGAACUGAUCACAACGCCACAAGAGAGCUCAGGACAGAACAUGUCUUUGGCCAUCCUGCGUAUCAUCCGUCUGGUGAGGGUGUUUCGUAUAUUCAAGCUCUCGCGUCACUCCAAGGGGCUGCAAAUCCUGGGACAGACCCUGAAGGCCAGCAUGCGUGAGCUUGGCUUGUUAAUCUUCUUCCUCUUCAUCGGAGUCAUCCUCUUCUCCAGUGCGAUCUACUUUGCCGAGGUAGAUGAGCCCAACACACAGUUUGUUAGCAUUCCUGACGGCUUCUGGUGGGCCGUUGUUACCAUGACAACCGUGGGCUACGGGGACAUGUGCCCCAUUACCAUGGGGGGGAAAAUGGUCGGCACUUUGUGCGCCAUCGCGGGCGUGCUGACCAUCGCUUUGCCUGUCCCCGUCAUUGUCUCCAACUUUAACUACUUCUAUCACAGAGAGACGGAGGCAGAAGAACAGUUGCCCUCGAAAGACGCUGCUGACCAAGCGAUGAACGCCGACAUCGCUGCCAAAGAGAGUAGCAACAUUCUCCUCAGCAAAGCCAACGGUAUCUGA
Molecule: messenger RNA, 1746 nt
Organism: Pungitius pungitius (ninespine stickleback)
Lineage: Eukaryota; Metazoa; Chordata; Actinopteri; Perciformes; Gasterosteidae
Gene: kcna10a
Product: potassium voltage-gated channel, shaker-related subfamily, member 10a
Exons: 1
Coding region: 40-1746 (568 amino acids)
Biological process (GO): protein homooligomerization; potassium ion transmembrane transport
Cellular component (GO): voltage-gated potassium channel complex; membrane
Molecular function (GO): protein binding; delayed rectifier potassium channel activity
Source: RefSeq, a predicted model, not a curated record